UAGUUUAUUAUAAUUAGACAAUCGACCAAUAACAUGAUCAAAAAUGGCGUUAAUGUUGAAGACACGAGUCGUAAAUAACCGAGGUAGGCACAUGGGAUGUGCCAUUCAUUAUUUUCAUUAUUUUCGUGUAUGGGAGACAGUAUACUACCCCUAACCCGGCUCGUGCUCAUACUAUAAAGAAGAGGCAUGAUCACCAAAAAGAGACUUUUCGUUGGUUCUAUGUUAUUUAUAGGCUUCCUUGUCUUAUGGAGUGUGAAACACGGAAAUAUUAUAACGACAAUGAUGGACCAAGCAAACAUGGCAAUACAUUCUUUUACAAUGCCUGCACCGGGACAGUAUAAUUUGUCCAAUGAAUUGAACUCAGUUCUUCAAGCCUGUGGACAACUUUGUAAUACAUCAAGAAAAGGAUUACCAGGACCGUAUUUUGAUCAUAUACUUGCCCCAAUAGAUUGUAAUGCAAUCUUAAAGAAUGAAUAUGUAGAUCGGGGCCACGGACUACCUCUCGCACCGGCAACAAUUCCAAUAGAACUUAUGAAUGAAUAUUCAAUGAAUAAUCGUAUUCCAGUGCGGUAUUGGCACUUAAACAGCCAAUAUUUAGGUAAAAAAGCGUCAAGUCCUGUGUGGACAGUAAAAGCUAUCGAAGACUUGAUCAUUGAAGCUAAAGAAGGGAAACUAAAAGGAAAUUACGGUGAAGAAGAAACAAAUGCUCUUAGAGAUGGAUUAAAACAUGCACCAGGGGUUAAAGACGGCAGAGUUAUGGUAAUAGGUUCAGAAUUCCCAUGGGUCGAGGCAUGCGUACUUGAAGCAGGAGCACGUGAAGUUGUGACAUUAGAGUAUGGCAGUAUCAUAUCUGAACAUCCAAAAGUGAAAACUAUGAUCCCACUGGAUUUUCGUAUGCGUUAUCUUAACAAUACUUUAGGAACAUUUGAUGCCAUUGUUUCGUUCAGUUCCUUAGAACACUCGGGAUUAGGGAGAUAUGGGGACGCUUUGAAUCCCUGGGGUGAUAUUAUUGCUGUUGCACGCGCCUGGUGUGUGACUAAACCUGGAGGUUCACUAACUAUAGGUGUGCAGUAUGAUUAUAAUCAUGAGUAUCUCCAUUUUAAUGCUGACAGAGUGUAUGGUAAAAAAAGAUAUCCAUAUUUAACUUCAAAUUGGAAACAAUUCUACAGGGGAAUAGGCAAACAACGCGUCCAUGUUUUCACGAAAUAACAAUAAAAUCUUGUUUUCGACAGUAUCCACAUUUUCAGACGACGAGAAUGUUUUAAGGAAGAGAGUUACAUUUUUACAUGAAAUGGGUAAUUUGAAUUGGAAUCAGUUGUCUCCGGGUUCGUCAGCUUUUAAUGGUCAGGUGCCGAAUUAGAUUGUUUACAAAUAUUACUUUUAUCAGUUGAAAGAAGAAGACGUUAGCAGAUGAAAUUGAAGCAAGCACAACUUUGACAAACAAAGAAACAUAUAUUUAUAUUUUGUAUUCAACCACGGUCCAAAUAAUGUGAAUGUUAACAACCAUACGAACUUCAAUAAUGAGCAAAACCCAUACCAUAUGAUCAUAAUUUUUUAUGUAGUUAUGUUUUACUUUAUCAAACACAAAAUAAAGGUUAGAACUGAUAAAAUAAUAUUCAAAGAUCGUAUUUUAUAAUAACUGAGGUGAGUAGCUUUAAGAAUUAGUUUAUUUUGAUCGAGGAUCAAUCAGUAUUGACUGUAUCUAAAUUAUGAACUCUAUAAACAACAUCACCGUAGUCAGUAGAAUACGAGGCCCCGUUUUUUAUGAGAAUUCUACGGGAUCUUUGUAGAAGACGUAAUUAAAGUUUUAAGUUAUCAAUACAAACGAAAUCCAUGACUUGAUAACCAUUGAAGGGGUUGCUCUAAAGAAAUGAGCAUGUUUUACACUUUAUUGUAAUUCUGUUGGUAAUCUUUUUAUUAUAAAGGAUAUAUUUUUUAAAGAGCAGUUUAAUAUGUUUGAUAUGAUAAGUAUUAUUUUUGACAAUCGAGACCUUACGAUGUAGACUAUUAUAACAGAUCUGCUUUCAACAUCAAAUGUUUUCAGAUGUCAGCAACAUUAAACAUAUGGAAACAAGGAGCUCUUUUAAAGAUUGCACUCCUUGUCGACUGGCAGUGGUCAUAGCAGAUUGCGUUUGGCUUUGAUCAUUUAUUAUCCAUAUGUUGUACCAUAUCAAACAAAAAACAUUGUCAACUUUUUUAUACUGUAAGAUUUGAUAAAUAAAUAUUUUUGAAGAAGAAA
Messenger RNA from Mytilus trossulus (common blue mussel), 2239 nucleotides. RefSeq lists its product as uncharacterized. The record is from RefSeq and is a predicted model, not a curated record. The coding region runs from base 187 to 1209 and encodes 340 amino acids. NCBI's taxonomy places the organism in Eukaryota, Metazoa, Mollusca, Bivalvia, Mytilida, Mytilidae. The transcript is spliced from 2 exons.